GGAGCACCCACUUCGGCUCUGCCUGUCCCGGGUUAGCCGGAAGCGCCUUUCUGGCCGCGCUUUAUAGGCCUCGCUUGUGUUUCCUGUUUCCUCUUUUACUAUACCCGCCAACAUGGGCCGCGUCCGCACCAAAACCGUGAAGAAGGCGGCCCGGGUCAUCAUUGAGAAGUACUACACGCGCCUGGGCAACGACUUCCACACCAACAAGCGCGUGUGCGAGGAGAUCGCCAUCAUCCCCAGCAAGAAGCUCCGCAACAAGAUCGCAGGCUAUGUCACACACCUGAUGAAGCGGAUUCAGAGGGGCCCGGUGCGAGGCAUCUCCAUCAAGCUGCAGGAGGAGGAGAGAGAAAGGAGGGAUAAUUACGUGCCCGAGGUCUCAGCCCUGGAUCAGGAGAUCAUUGAAGUAGACCCUGACACUAAGGAAAUGUUGAAACUCUUGGACUUUGGCAGUCUGUCCAACCUGCAGGUCACUCAGCCUACAGUUGGGAUGAAUUUCAAAACACCACGUGGAGCCGUUUGAAUCUUUCUGCUGUGCUGUAAUAUCUUCAAUAAACCUUGGACAACAACCUUGCCUGUGUCCUGUGUGGGUUGGGUGCCAGCGGUGCUAAGGGCAGGAGUUCUCUCUUAGGGAGAAAUCCUGAAGAGCGCUCUGCAGUGGGAGCAUCUGGUGAAGCUGGGCAUGUUUGCAAGCGUGGGUGUCGAGAUCUUUGCAAGGAGGUGGCAGAACCCUUGCCUAUCUGUUUCUGUGAGGCAGAUAGAUACAGCAAACAAUGUAAAAAUGCGUAACAAUUUUGAUAGGAUUUCAGACUUGGAGAAAGGUUACAAAUACAGUACAAGGAACUUCA
This is a messenger RNA of Odobenus rosmarus divergens (Pacific walrus), 845 nucleotides long. It is a transcript of the gene RPS17, whose product is annotated as 40S ribosomal protein S17-like. The transcript has 6 exons. Gene Ontology annotation, cellular component: ribosome. The record is from RefSeq and is a predicted model, not a curated record. Gene Ontology annotation, biological process: translation. NCBI's taxonomy places the organism in Eukaryota, Metazoa, Chordata, Mammalia, Carnivora, Odobenidae. Gene Ontology annotation, molecular function: structural constituent of ribosome. The coding region runs from base 113 to 520 and encodes 135 amino acids.